Messenger RNA from Alligator sinensis (Chinese alligator), 4870 nucleotides. It is a transcript of the gene KCNQ1, whose product is annotated as potassium voltage-gated channel subfamily Q member 1. The transcript has 18 exons. The record is from RefSeq and is a predicted model, not a curated record. Gene Ontology annotation, biological process: potassium ion transport; transmembrane transport. Lineage: Eukaryota; Metazoa; Chordata; Crocodylia; Alligatoridae. Gene Ontology annotation, cellular component: membrane; voltage-gated potassium channel complex. Bases 914 to 2533 code for a protein of 539 amino acids. Gene Ontology annotation, molecular function: voltage-gated potassium channel activity.
CAGUUUCCUGCUCUACCACAGACAUCAUGUUAUCUGGGACCAAAUCACUUAUACUAUAUUUACUCACAUGCCCCCAAAAAUCCCUCCAAAAUUGGGCUGCAUGUCUUAAGUGGAAAAACUGACUUCUCUGUUGGAAUAGAAGCAAAGGGACACUGUAACGACCGCCAGGGCUCUACUUCUUUCUGUGGUUGCAGAGAGGACGGAUCACAGUGUGAUCUUAACAUCAGAGUUAGUUUUAACCUUUUCACAGACACUGCUGAAGUGGCAGUCACUUUUGGCCCAGCAAUUCAGUAGUGGUUGUGAGAGCAUUAAAACUGUAGCUUUAGCUGCACAGCAAUGGUCAGGAUUCAGACAUGACUCCAAAAAAAUCUUUUAAAAUUAUUUUGCCUUGCCAAAACAGUCAUACCUUAUUUGGGGGCAUGUUGUAUGCAAGAAAAUAUGGUAAUCUUUUGUAUCACCUCUGCAAAAAGGAGGGAAAAUAGGACCUCCUUGAAAAUCAGGGAUGGUGCAAAGAUAAAUACAUUAAGGACUAUUAGUGCUUAGGGAUUAUGCAAAUGGAGCCUUAAAUAAAAUCUAGCUAGAUUAGACAUAUUUGUAUACUGUAAUUUUCAAUGUCUCAUAUAUUUUGCAAGUUCACAUCUGUUUAUAAAAUAGUUACCUUACUUGCUUGUGAUGAUUAGAGAGAUUAUUUGAUUAACUUGCUUGCCCAGCAUCGUCAUUUCCUUGAAUAUGUUGAUCCAGAUCACCCCUCCCUAGUGGAAACAUCCACAGGAGGGAUUCUGGAGGAGGAUGUCACCAAGGACCUUCCGCAUGUUAUCCUGCUGGUUUCCUUAUAGUGUUGAUCUGCCUUAUAUUCAGCGUGCUUUCUACAAUUGAACAGUAUGCAGCUCUGGCCACAGGGACAUUAUUUUGGAUGGAAAUUGUAUUAGUGGUGUUUUUUGGAACAGAGUAUGUCGUUCGGCUGUGGUCAGCAGGAUGUCGCAGUAAAUAUGUUGGAAUAUGGGGAAGGCUUCGUUUUGCUAGGAAGCCUAUUUCGAUCAUUGAUUUAAUUGUAGUUGUUGCUUCAAUGAUAGUUCUUUGCGUGGGCUCUAAAGGUCAAGUGUUUGCAACCUCAGCUAUCAGGGGUAUCCGUUUUCUGCAGAUUCUGCGAAUGCUGCAUGUUGACCGUCAGGGUGGCACAUGGAGACUGUUGGGAUCAGUUGUUUUUAUACAUAGACAAGAGCUGAUAACCACAUUAUACAUCGGAUUUCUGGGCCUGAUCUUUUCCUCUUAUUUUGUGUAUCUGGCUGAAAAAGAUGCUGUGAAUGACUCAGGAGAAAUAGACUUUGGCAGCUAUGCGGACGCCCUAUGGUGGGGAGUUGUGACUGUUACAACUAUUGGUUAUGGGGAUAAGGUGCCUCAGACUUGGAUAGGAAAGACCAUUGCUUCUUGUUUUUCAGUUUUUGCUAUUUCAUUCUUUGCCCUUCCUGCGGGAAUUCUCGGUUCAGGCUUUGCCCUAAAGGUGCAACAGAAACAAAGGCAGAAACACUUUAACCGUCAAAUUCCAGCCGCUGCCUCCCUCAUUCAGACUGCGUGGAGGUGUUAUGCAGCAGAAAACCCAGAUUCUUCUACGUGGAAAAUAUACAUAAGAAAACCUGCUAGGAACUAUCAUUUGAUGUCACCAAGUCCAAAACCAAAGAAAUCUGUAAUGGUAUCGGUGAAAAAGAAGAAGUUUAAGCUAGAGAAGGACAAUGGACCUUCUUCCCCUGAUAAAGUAUUAACUGUGCCACACAUCACUUAUGACCAUGUGAUGGAUGACAGGAAAUCUGACUUUAGUAUUGAUGCAUAUGACAAUUCUGGAAAAACAGGAAUGUUAAAAUUGCUUGACCGUCAACAUUCCUGGGCAUCACUUUCUGCAGAGCAACAGUCCUCCAGUGCUCCUUCUUCUCCAGUGAAAAAAAGUCCUGGGUUCUUAGAUGUGAACACAGGACCCUUCACCAGGACCAACAGCUUUGCAGAUGAGCUUGACCUGGAGGGUGAGACAUUGCUGACCCCAAUAACUCACAUCUCACAGCUGCGAGAACACCACCGUGCUGCCAUUAAGGUGAUACGUAGGAUGCAGUAUUUUGUGGCAAAGAAGAAAUUUCAGCAAGCUAGAAAGCCAUAUGAUGUACGAGAUGUUAUUGAACAGUAUUCUCAGGGGCAUCUCAACUUGAUGGUGCGAAUCAAAGAGUUACAGCGAAGGCUUGACCAAUCUAUAGGGAAGCCAUCUCUCUUUAUUUCUGUCUCAGAAAAAAGCAAGGAUCGAGGGAAUAACACAGUUGGUGCCAGGUUGAACAGAGUGGAAGACAAGGUAACACAAAUGGACCAGAAGCUGAACCUUAUCACAGAUAUGCUGCAGCAUCUAGUUUCCAGUCAGCAGGGAGGCCAAGGCAGCAACAGAUCAUCUCAAAGAAGCAAUGCAGUUAAUCCAGAUAUCUUCCUCCCUAACAACACUCUCCCAACCUAUGAACAACUGACAGUACCAAGAAGAGUCCAAGAUGAUAUAUCAUGAUAUAGUUUUUCCCCUCACUCUGCCUCCUUUUCCCUUUUAAGUGGAACUGAAGGUUGUGAAUCUGGAAGGUAUUAAGCUCAGCAGCCAUAUGAAAGUACACAUGACUACUGUACCAAGCUAACACACCUUAAAGCCUCUGUGCUGUGUUGUUUUAACAUAGUACAUUCUUAAGUUCCAUUUUUAUGUUGUUCAAGAACAAUAGAGUAUGAUUUAUUGUUGCUCAGAAAGACCAAAACUACAUAUAACACAGGCAGAAUGGCAAGGAAUUUGUGUUUCCUUUUCAGAAAAGAAAUAAUAAUAAUACUUGAACUUAGUAAUAUGUACAUUCUGUUUAUGAAUCUGCUGAUAGCAAUAGAGUUUGCUAGUUAGAUUUUGCAAAAUAGGGUAAUUUAUGUUGGGUUUCUUGUAUAAACAUAUCGCUAACAUUCUAGAGAAUGACAAACCACACACUGAAUGAUUUUCCUUUUUUUUCUGUUUCCAUUUUAGGUUGUUACAUAAACAUUUAUCUGAUAUUGACUAGAUUUUUUUUUUAAAUCUGUUUUUCUUCAGGGAAGAACUAAUGCUUCAUCUGGGACAAUAUUAUUUAUAGAGGGAAGUGCUGUAGAUUUCUUUUUAAGAAAUGAAUUUUUGUUAGGGACAAAAAAUACUGAACAGACAAAAGGAAUUAUUUUGCUUUCUAGAAAAUAGCUGCCAAAGAAUUUAUCAAUAAAUAGCUAGCACUGUGAUCUGAAUGUGCUUGUCCAGAAACUCUUUUAGAAAAGAAAGUUCACUGCUUUUAUAUUUUUCUAGAUCUAUUUUGUCCAGCUUUUUUUUUCUUUAAUCUUUAACAAAAUGCAUGCAAAAGUCUAAUGAAACUGGAUCUUGUUGGUCAAGUCACUGUACCUGCCAGUUUUUGAUCUUUAACAGUUCUCAUAGGAAGAGAGAUGCCAACUUAGGACAUCUUUUAAGUCUGUAUGGGGACUUGACAUUAAGCAUGGACUUAAGUGCUUUCCUGAACCAGGGUCUGAGGACUCUUAGCUCAUUGCCCGGUAUCAUAAAGGCUCUAGUCCUUAUGUAAGGAACCAAGGGCCUGAGCUAAACCCUUUGAAGUAAAAGAUUUCCAUUGAUUUGCAUGGCCUUUGGCUCAAGCCCCAGAUCCUGCUCACUCUUCACGGGUACCCCUUCCUCAAGCCAGAGGGCCAGAUUCUGCCAUCAUUUAUGCCAUUGUAAAUCUAAAGUAACUUUACAGAAGUUAACAGAGUUGCACUAUAUUUCUGUUUGCAAUAAUAAGAGCAGAAUUUCGCCUUGCAUGACUACUCUCACAUACAAAAGUGAGCAGGAUUUGGAUUUAGAAGAAAUAAGCUGCAAUGCAUCCCUGUGUAAAAAGGCAGAAGCACAAGGCCUGUGCACAAUUUGCACCCUACUUGAGGAUUUCAUUGGGAGUGGUGCAAUUUGCUCUCUCCACACCAGCAAGGCAUUUUAUCCUGAAUGUAAAUGAAAGAGAGUGAUUGAAUACUGGAGGUUGCCAAACAAAUUCUUAGGCCAAAUUACUAACCAGGUUUAUUGCUGGUAAGGGAAGCCGGUGAUAUGGGGAGUUCACCGACUUUGUUUCACUGCUUUAGUGACAUAUAUAAACAGCCAAGAUCUGAAUUUUUAGUUGGAAAGGAAUUGGACUUCAGAAAUAAUGCUACAAAAUUGAUACCCUCUAUCCACAUAAUAUUACAUAGCAGCUCACCUCACCACACUAACAUAUAACAGUAAUCAGAAAAGCUGGUGUGCAUCAAACUGAGCUCACAGGGAAUCUUUUCAGAUUGUUGCUUAUAUAUUUACAGGUUUUGUUUUAAACAUUUCACAUAUCUCAGUUGGACUUUAGAGAAAAGCAUACUGUAUCUAUUUUACAGACUGUGGUAAAAUUAUUCAAUUUUGCUGCUGUGCGGUAGUUAAAUGUUAAGGGUGUCAAAAUUUACAGAUGUAAACAGGGAUUAUUUCUGGGCAUUAUGUUUCAUAGAAAUCAAAAAUAAUUCUGAUGACUUUUAAUCUGUUUUUAAUGAGAUUCACUUUGUAAUUUCAGGUUAAUAAUCUGCCUGUUAAUUUCCUAAUAAAAUAUAGGACAGGGGUGCUAUGUCUCUGUUUUCUUCUAACACCCACAGACUUGGUGCACAGCAGACAGAUCUUCAUUGACCUUUAUUCUGGGCCCAUCACCCUUCAGUGUAAAUACAUAAAUAAAGAUGAUUUUGCUACAUACUGUCCUGCUGCCCACACCUUUGCCAGAGAGUUGAAAAACAGGAUUUAACUGGUUAGGAAGACCUAAACUAAGAAGUGUCUUGUAGCUCUUCCUAAACUCAGCUAGGCCCAUGC